GCGACAUCGCCACAAACAUGUCAACACGGCUUUUUGUUUUGAUUCCGAUGCUUUAAAUUGUACGGUUCUUUUUAAUUAAAAAAAAGUGGAAUUCACAGGUAAUUGUUUCGUCAUCACCUAACGCAUCGUAAAAUUACUUUUGGUGCGGUGUUUAAUGAAUCAUUAAACAACACUGAAAAUAUUGUAAUACAUGAUUGUUGCGAGGAUAACAUUGUUUUACAUAGCUUGAAUAUUGUAUCAAAUGUCGAACCUAGAUCCAUCUACCAAGUUCAUCAAUGCAGCUAAACAAUUGGCUGACAGUGAAAUCCAGUUGAUACAAACCAUUGAACAUUUUAGACAUGUUGAGCUGAGUAAAGGAUCGACAGCAGUGUUAAAUAAAUCAAAAAAUAUGAGUAACACAGUGAAAAAGUCACCAAGAAUGGUCAAUGCCAAGCCUUCAGCAGCAGUGGUAGCUGCAAAAAGAGAAGCUCAACGUAAGAAAUUGUUAGGUAAAAAGACUUCUGUUCCUGUGAUUCGUGAUAUUUACCAAAAAGCUAUUGAUGCUAAAGACAUGACUCGCAAGGAUACUGGACUUGUGUUUGACCAUUCUAUGGCAGAACAUCAUUGUAUGUGGGACGAUGGUUAUCCAGAGUGUCCAGAAAGGUUCACGAGAGUUCUAAAAAGGUGUGAUGAAUUAGGAUUAACUGAGCGCUGCAAAUUUAUUGCACCUAGAUAUGCUGAAUAUGGAGAGCUUCUUUUAAAACACACUCCAGCUCACAUAGAGAUACUAAAGUCAACAGAGAAUAGUUAUGAUGUUGAGAAGUUAGAAGAUUUGGCUUCUAAAUAUGAUUCAGUUUAUUUUCAUCCAAGCACUUAUCGCUUAUCUCUACUUGCUGCUGGAUCAACAAUUAAUCUUGUGCAAAGUAUCUGCAAAGGAAAUGUACAAAAUGGAAUGGCAAUAAUAAGACCACCAGGUCACCAUGCAAUGAAAGCAGAAUACUGUGGCUAUUGUUUUUUUAACAAUGUAGCUAUAGCUGCAGAGUUAGCUUUGAAGCAGGGUUUAGCUAAAAAAAUUCUAAUAGUAGAUUGGGAUGUUCAUCAUGGACAGGCUACCCAACAAAUGUUUUAUAAUGAUCCUAGAGUGGUCUAUUUUUCUAUUCACCGUUAUGAAAACGGAGCCUUUUGGCCUAACCUUCGUGAGUCAGAUUAUCAUUUUGUAGGCGAUGGUGCUGGCGAGGGAUAUAAUUUUAAUAUUCCUCUCAAUAAAACUGGCAUGACGAAUGCCGAUUACUUGGCAAUAUUCCAGCAGGUUUUACUACCAAUGGCUUAUGAAUUCCAACCGGAUCUCAUCAUAGUCUCUGCCGGUUAUGAUGCAGCUCUCGGUUGUCCAGAGGGGAAAAUGAAAAUCACUCCUGCCUGCUAUACUCAUUUGUUAUCCUCACUUCUUGGCCUUGCUACUGGAAAAGUUGCAGUUGUUCUAGAGGGCGGCUAUUGCUUGAAAUCUUUGGCAGAAAGUGCAGCUCUUACUCUCAGAACUCUCUUGGGUGAUCCCUGCCCAUUUAUGCAAUCUUUGGGAUUACCUUGUCAAAGCAUUCAAGAAACAAUACUAAACGUAAUAUAUACACACAAAUUAUACUGGAAGUGUUAUCAGUAUCAAGAUUCUUACAGUAUUAGCACAAAUAUCAGCGACAAAAAUCAUCAACAUUUACCUACCGUGUUUUUUGAUGGUCCCGAAAAACUUCCCAUAGUAUUUGAAACGCGCAAUUGUUAUCCCAUCCAAUCUAAAGCCGAACUAGAAGAGAUUAACAAACAAUUGGAUAUGCUUAUACAGAUUACAAAUCUCAACAAAGCUCCAUACCGCGUAAGCAUAGUCUACGACGACAGAAUGCUGAAACAUUAUAAUGUGGCAGACGAGUCCCAUCCGGAAAAACCAAGUAGAAUAACAAGCAUUUUUUCCAAGCAUAAAGAAUGUGGUAUUCUCGAACGUUGUCACAUACUCACGGGGAGAGUUGCAACCGAGGAGGAAAUCCUUCUUGCACACACGAAAGCUUAUGUCGACAGCAUACGACAAACAAACGAAACUAAAUUAAGAGAUUUAGUGAAACAAGCUAAAGACAUGAAUUCCGUAUACUUGCAUCCUGAAACAUGGCUGAGUUCAACUGUCUCGGCCGGCUCCUUACUCCAUAUUGUCGAUAGUGUUCUCAUCGGAGAAAGUCAAAGUGGAGUUGCUAUUGUCAGGCCGCCUGGUCACCAUGCCGAGGAAGACGCUGCUUGUGGCUUUUGUAUUUUUAAUAACGUGGCUAUUGCUGCCAAGUAUGCUGUUGCUUGUCAUGGAUUAAAAAGGGUAUUGAUCGUUGAUUGGGAUAUUCAUCAUGGGAAUGGCACACAAUCGAUUUUGCAAGAUGAACCAACCGUUUUAUAUAUAUCACUGCAUCGAUACGACAAUGGAAGCUUUUUCCCUCACUCAAAGGAGGCGAAUUAUACUGUUGUUGGAACGGGAAAAGGCGAAGGUUUCAAUGUGAAUAUUCCUUGGAACAAGAAAGGAAUGGGCGACGCAGAAUACAUAGCAGCUUUUCAGCAGAUUGUCAUGCCUAUUGCCUAUCAGUACAACCCGGAGCUAGUUCUAGUCUCAGCAGGCUUUGACGCUUGCAUUGCUGAUCCUCUUGGAGGCUGCAAAGUAAAUCCAGAAAUGUACGGUCACAUGACGCACUGGUUGUCCUCGCUAGCAAAUGGCCGUGUGAUCUUAACCCUUGAAGGUGGUUACAACAUCAAUUCAAUUUCACACUCAAUGACGAUGUGUACAAAAGCAUUGCUCGGCGAUCCACUUCCACAACUCGAAGCGAAUCUCAUUCCGUGUCCAAGUGCGGUGGCAUCGAUCAUGAACGUAUUGCAGACGCAUAAAUUAUAUUGGCCGAAUCUCAUCUUCCAGAAAGGUUUGCCAAUUGAGAAUGUGCUUCCUAAGGCGAAAGUACCCAGAAGUAAACCUACCGAGAGAUUGAGUGAUAGUAGUAGUUUGUUGAUGUCGAAUGGUAGAACGAUAAAGGAGGUAGAAUCGGGAUUCGAGAAUUUGAAGAUUAUACAGGCAGUUAAUCCUCAUGAUAAAGCUGGUGGAUCAAGAGAUAAACCUGACGGAGAUGCUGGUGUUGGUGGUAGUGGUAGCGGACAAUCGGAUACGUCGGGUAACGUGAUGGCACGGACUACGCUGAUGGAUUAUUUGCAGGAUAAUUUACAGGCCCUCCUUGACCAAGAGAUGUUCGCAGUGGUACCUCUAACAGAUUGCCCACACUUAAGUUCCGUCGAAGACGUGCCAAUUUCUGGUAUCGACGUUAAUGCUCCUUGUGUCGAAUGUCAAAACACUCAAGAAAAUUGGAUUUGUCUUCAGUGUUAUACCGUCCAUUGUGCUCGAACAAUUAACCAACAUAUGCUUGAGCACGAACAAGCUACUAAUCAUCCGUUAACUUUGAGCUUCAGUGAUUUGUCGGUUUGGUGCUAUAGGUGCGAGGCUUACAUUGAUAACCCGCGAUUGUACGCAGCAAGAAAUGCCGUCCACCGCAGUAAAUUCAACGAGGAUCUUCCAUGGACCUUCACUCGUGAAAGUUAAGCUACACCCUCGCGAUGCAAUCAUGAAAAAGUCUUAAAAAGUUUGCAAUAAGUCUUUUGAGCUUAUAAAUUGAUGUGUUAAUGUACAAUAAACAGUUCGAGUGCGUCAACUAAUAAGGGAUAUUUUUAUAAGCAAAUUUUAAGAAAAGAUAUACUUGUCGCAUCGAGAUAACUUCGCAUUGCGGUUUAAUAAUUAUAUCCAGAAUAAUUAAAUUCCUGUAUUGUACUGAAAGCACAUUUUUGUAUUGUAAUUAUUGAUCUUUGAAAGAAUUUAUAAUAAUACAAUAAUUAAUAAUACUGAGCUUCUGAAAAAAAUAAAGAUAUUAUGAUAGUACUAAAAAACUAUUGUCAACUGUUAACUAUUACAAUGUUUAAAAUUUAUAUUAUAUAACAAAAAGAGUGGAACUAUUUAUUUAACUACAAUAAAAGCAA
This is a messenger RNA of Phymastichus coffea, 4011 nucleotides long. RefSeq names its product histone deacetylase 6 (gene HDAC6). Gene Ontology annotation, cellular component: histone deacetylase complex. Gene Ontology annotation, biological process: chromatin organization. The record is from RefSeq and is a predicted model, not a curated record. Gene Ontology annotation, molecular function: zinc ion binding; histone deacetylase activity. The coding region runs from base 242 to 3580 and encodes 1112 amino acids. Lineage: Eukaryota; Metazoa; Arthropoda; Insecta; Hymenoptera; Eulophidae. The transcript is spliced from 18 exons.